ACUGUGGCUGCAGCUGACCUAGCGGGAAUCAUGGUAUCACGGUGUCCUCGCAGUGUUGUGGAGUAGCAGCCCGAAGUGUGUGCCAGCAGAACCGAGUUCGUUAUGUUCUUUGAAUUCAUGUAAUAAUUGUAUAUAGGGAUUACGUAUUUGACCAUUUACAUAACAAGAUGUCUGUUGAGGUCGGUGACUAGCUGAUGGAUUAACAUAAGAGUCAUUCUUGAACGGCUAGCAAAGGAGUCAAGAUGAAGACAUAGGGGCACCAUGGGGCAUGGUGUAGCCUAUCCCUGACAGCAGCUCUGAUAGUACAAGCAGCCAUGAUGGAGCCACAUGCACAAACCAUACAUCAGCAGGACAAUGAUAUGUACUAUCCACCAGCACUGGCAUACUUCUUUCAUGCAUUCCCACAUCUCAAUAUUACCUGUCAUCUUGUCAAUGCGACCUUUGACCCUGACAGUAAUAUUUACCUUGAGUCGCUGGGAAUCCUAGGGUCGCUGCCAGCAGCAUGGCUCAUCCUUACAUUACUUGUGUUGCUCAUCUACCUGCUGACAAGGUGCUGUGACCGCAAGCCCCGUCCCAAACACAGCAUUGUAGUUCUCAAAUGGACCCUUGCCAUUUUCACUCUUCUGUGCUGUGCGGCUAUUGGUGUUGGGCUCUAUGGAAAUGAUGAUGUACACAAUGGUCUUGUUCAGUUUGUGUUGGCAACACAGAGCAUGGAUGACAUCAUCACUGCAGUGAAAAAUCAGACUGGAACCAUUGAGGCAACACUCACACAGAAGGUGGAUCCUCUGCUAACGGAACUGGGAGAUGUAUUUGGGGAUCCAGUAGCUAACCAGACAGCCCGGAAAAUGGUAUUUGCCGCUUUGAGCAACGUAACAGGAAACACAAGAAUUGCUUUACUCAGUGUUCAGGACAUCAGCGGGCAGCUCAAAGGUGUCAGUCUGCGUGACAUUGUUUCUAUUGUACAGACUGCGGAGGGUAUCAGGUGGCCUGUGACAAUGGCUGUACUGAGCAUCUUACUUAUGUUUUGUGUGGUGUUACUAUUUGGGGUGGCACGCCAUUCGCGGUGUGCUCUUAUCACAUUCUCAGUGUUUGGGUUGUUUGCUGUCAUCAUCUCAUGGCUUCUAUCAUCUCUGUAUCUUGCCACAGCUGUGGCUUUGGGUGAUCUGUGCAUGAGUCCUGAUGGAUUCCUGGAGCGAGAAGCUGCCACAACACCGAAGGCAGACAUUUUGAACUAUUACAUACGAUGCGAUCAGUCACGGACCAACCCAUUCUUCCAGCGUCUGCGUCAAGGCCAGAAUGCUGUGAAGGAAAUGAGCUCAAAUCUUGUGACAGUUGCUCGCAUUGCAAAAGAGCUGUAUAAGCCUGCCGACCUGCAUCCUAAACUGGAUGUUCUUACAACAGACAUCAACCAAGUUGACAAAUUAGCUACUGGUCUCUCCACACUGCUGGACUGCAAGAAUUUGCACCGCCAGUAUCUCAAUGCCACACGCAGUGUUUGUGACCUUGGCCUUUACGGGCUCUCCUUUAUGCUGGCAGCAAGUGUAGCAGCUGGCUUUUUCUUCACUGUGCUGGUGUGGGUUGAUUCCCACACGUGGAUCUACAUAAGGCGGAGGCGUGACUACCUGCAGGUGGACGAGCAGGAUCCGUUUCUGCCUCCAUCGGCCGCAUCACAGGCCAUCGCCGCGCGGACACUGCGCAGCCAAGGGUCGUAUGGCAGCACAGGCUACUUCCGGCAUCAUCACCACUCCCCUCACCACCACCACCACACCCCUCCACCCACGCCGCCCUACCCUGGAACGCUAGAUGGCCGGAGUUCCCGCGAGGAAAAGUCCCAGCACAGUUCCCAUCAUGAGUCGGGAUUGCACAGCGGGGGAGGGUCUGAGCACUACGGGUCCUCUGGAGCCUCUGCAAUGCUUGGACCCAACCAUGGGCAGUACGCGACUCUGAGCAAGCAGUGCAAGACCCUCGAGUCCUCUGACUUCUACUGAGAGAAGCCUACUAACUGGCACAAUGAUGAUGCCCCCUGCCAGGUCACCAAGCUGUGAUCAACCCAUCAUAGCUAGCAGGGAUGCAGAGAUUUCCCACACUGGCUGGGAGCCUGGACGUGCCCCCUUCAUAGUCACUGACCAUUGCCAGAUGGCUUCAGCUGUGAAGGAAGGCCUUGGAACUCUCAGCAGGCAUACUGAAUCAUCCAGUGCUAGCAGCCCAUAUCAAAUCACAGAGUUGUGAGUUGCAGGGAGCUAGUAGUCAGAAGAAAUGGGGGUUUUGCUAUUGACCAUUCAAAGAAGAGUUGUCUACUCAUGGUGUGAUGGAAGCCAUAACAAUCUGUGUUUAUGAUAUAAGAUAGUCAUCAGGUCACUGUGUUAUGUUUGUUAAUGACACACUUGGGUAGCAGCAAACAGCACAUUUUUCAUGGUUCAAACACAUAGUGCAUCUGAAUUGUAGGUGUAUGUGUGUUGUGAAAUAGACAUCUACAAUAUGGUACUAGUAACUGUUCUGGCAUUAUGUAUCCAUCACUGUUUAAUUUUUGUGACAAUUUCGUACAUGGUUCCUGAAGAUGGAAUGUAUGUUGGGUCUGAUGUGGAGGAUAUUUAAUGUAAGAAUGGUGGCAACACUGUUUCUUUCUUGUACAAAUUCUUGCGCAGUUGUUCGUACUGUAUACGAGUUUGUAAUUUCAACCUAACUACAGUGAUCCAUUUGUCUGUUAAAUUGGACAGGACAUUUUAAGCUGAAGUUACAGAAAUUCAAAUCUAUGAAUUUGCCGGUGUAUCAGUAAUGCAGACUUAACACAUUCACACAUCAUCAUGUUAGCUGUAAGUGGAAUUCUGAUGGGAACAGAUAAUUUACAAAAAAAAAAAAAAAAAAAAAAAAA
Molecule: messenger RNA, 2872 nt
Organism: Cryptotermes secundus
Lineage: Eukaryota; Metazoa; Arthropoda; Insecta; Blattodea; Kalotermitidae
Product: protein tweety
Exons: 12
Coding region: 315-1988 (557 amino acids)
Cellular component (GO): plasma membrane
Molecular function (GO): volume-sensitive chloride channel activity; intracellularly calcium-gated chloride channel activity
Source: RefSeq, a predicted model, not a curated record